GUUCCUUCGAUGGAGGAGAACACACCCCAAAGCUGCUUCACUGCUCGCACACAGUGUGCCUUCACUGUCUCACAGGAAUUGUAGCCUCCCAUGCCAGAGAUGAUGGCACAUUUCGUUGCCCAAUAUGCCGGGAAUCUAUACGAAUCCCCUCUGGUGGAGUGGCUGCUCUGCCACCAUCGUUCCUGGUUAACCAACUCUUAGAUCUCAUGUCAAGACAAAGAAGAGAAGUUAUACCCAAAUGUUCUACACAUGCCAAUCAGGAGCUGUUGUUCUGCGAGUCUUGUGACCUUGUCUUCUGUACUCAAUGUAGUAAUGGCUCCCACCAGGGAAGUGCAGCAAGUUACCAACAUACUGUUAUUCCACUUUCUAUUGCCAUCAAAAGAAUGUCGGAGAUCCUUUGUUACAAAGCAAAUGAAUGUUAUUCUAAGUUAAAUGAAGCCAGUGAUGCAGUGACAUCGGAGAUGCACCAGCUGGAUCAUGCUGUUGACAACACCUUUGAAGAUGUCAACAGAGCAUUCCAGGCCAUUAUUGAUAUUAUAGAACAACGGAGAGAUGCUGUUAUCAGCAAUGUUAAAAAGAUGCGGGAUGAGAAAAAGAAAGUUUUACAAGACCAACUUGACAUUAUUGAAAGUGAAAGACGCAAAGUCCAGCAAGAAUGUGAAGGCCUACAGUACCAGGUUGAAGUCCGGAAUAUAACUAAAAAGAUUGCACAUUUGAAUACAAAAAUAGACUCGCUUUCAACACUCGUUGAGCCACGAGAGAAUGCCUUUCUUCGUUUUGAGAGUCAGCAUAAUGAAGCAUUUGAACACAUCCAGACUACCAUAGAAGACUAUGGUAGGGUGAUGACCAGCAAGACAUUCCCAAGCUUGUGUUUCAUGAAAGCUAAGAAAGCUAUGACUCACCUAAGGAGUGAGGUGGUGGUCUACACUGUGGACUAUGAUGGAGAAAGUCAAACAACUGGAGGUGAUCCAUUAGAAUCAGAAGUCAAGUCAGAAGGUGGAGAUCUGAUUGACAGCCAGAUUGAAGAUAAUGAAGAUGGCACAUAUUCUGUCUUUUUCACUCCAGAAAAUGGAGGGAACCAUAGUGUAGCAGUGAAGAUAUUUGGCAGGCCUAUAAAAGAGAGCCCUCUCAUUGUUGAGGUCUUAGAUGAACACAAUCCAGAUAUCGUAUAUGGGUCACGUGGCUCUGGGAAAGACCAGUUUCUGCAGCCUGUGGGAAUCUGCAUUGAUGAUAAUGAGUAUAUGUAUGUAGCUGAUACAGGGAAUUCUAGAAUCAAGGUUUUGAGUCCGCAGUUGAAGGAAGUGCAGCAUAUUGUAGGAGAUGCCCUAGAAGGAAGAAGUGUCACAGGUAUAACAAGGACACCCAGUAGCUCGCUUGCCUUUGUCAACUGGAGAAAAAAGACUAUCACAGAAGUCACCUCUUCUGGCCAACUUCUGUCACAGUUUACCCAUGAUCAGUUAAAAGAACCAACAACCCUUGCUGUAAACUGUGAUGGAGAGAUUCUAGUUGCGGAUAAUGCGGCCAACUCGAUAUUUGUCUUCCUAUCAGGAGGGAAAUUAGUGAGAAGAUGGGGGGUUAAAGGAAACAAACCAGGCCAAUUAGGAUCAAUAGCUGCAUUGUGUACUGGACCAGAGAAUGAAGUAAUUGUUGCAGAUUCAAGAAUACAAGGCAGUAUGUACGCACCAAAACGAAGGUUAGUAUGCACCAUUUUUGAAACGAAAGGUAAAGGACCAAAGGGGACUUAUGGUGGCCUCUUCCUUGACCCUAAGGGCUUAUUGCUUGCCACCAGACAAGAGCGAAAUAACUCCUGCAUCCAGGUAUUUGACUACAUUCUUGGAACUUUAAUAUUUACAAUAGACUCUAGAGAAGCAAAAUUAAAACGGCCAUCAGGAUUAGCCACGACUCAGGAUGGUUAUGUGAUAAUUGUUGACCUUGGCAAUGAUUGUGUCAAGAAAUUCCGGUACAUGUAGAAAUGGAUUUGUAAUACAUUGGAUACAUGUAUUUAAAAUGAAUUAACUGUCUAUGUUUUUUGUUUUAAAAAUGUUAAUGAUAACUUUCCAUGUAAAGAAUUAAUUGAAAGAUAAGUUAACUUAUUAACUCCGAAACAAUGAGAUUUAGUGAGGAUUAUCUUGGCAAGAGUUGGAUUUCAUAGAUUUUAUUGAUGAAGAUGUUGUUUUGUGAUAUUUACUUUAUUUCCUCAUUUGGUUGGUACUGAAUCAUAAUUUCAUCAUAAAAUUACCUGCUGUAAUCAAGAAUUGAUGAUGAUAGAGAUUGAGAUGGUAGUAGUCAUAUCAUUCAUUCUUAUUUUUGUAUUAAGUGACAUUGUCGUAAUUGACAUUGUUACCUUUUGUUAUAGAAACUUGACCCACUUAUCACAUUCACAGAUUUAAAUUUUGUUCAUGCUUCUGAUACUUACACAUUUUAUUUAUAAUAAACUAAAAUUCAAAAGUACUUACAAGCUUUAGGAAUUUGUGUUGACAGAAAGUACUUAAUAUUUAUCACUGUACUUAUGUAUAUCAAGCCAAGGUUGUGGACCAACAAAGCAUAGUUUUUUUUUUCUUUCUUUUAUCUUUUCUUUUCUUUUCUUUUUUUAAGUCAUUGGAAACUAGAAUGUAGAAAAAGGACUCGUAAGCUACUGAAAGUGCAAAGGGAUCAUUACCCUCUUUUUAAUUUGUGUAUGUACUUAGGGUUUCUUACAUGUACAGGGAUAUGAACAGAAAUCUUUUUCAGAUAUCCAGCAAGAUUUUGUAGUUAAUUUUGAAUGAGAAUUUUCUGUACAGUGGUCAUCAGAACACACACUAGAUACUCUGUAUUAUAUUUUACAUUUUUGUUA
Penaeus vannamei (Pacific white shrimp) is the source of this 2833-nucleotide messenger RNA. Lineage: Eukaryota; Metazoa; Arthropoda; Malacostraca; Decapoda; Penaeidae. The record is from RefSeq and is a predicted model, not a curated record.